AUGAAUGAGAACCUGCCGAAGGAAUACUUUGAAUUAAUAAAGAAGGUUCUUAACGAGAAGCAGACAGAAGGUGCUCCCUCGAAGAGAGGAAGGAGACUCAGAAGAAAGAACCAGCCCCUACCGGAUGCCAAAAAGUUCAAAGCUGGGCUGAAUGAGCCUCCCGGAGAAAGUGUUGUCAGCGUGAACCUGGAUUCUUCAGAUGAUGGUGUCAUUACCGUACCGUCGGAUGACAGUGUGGAAGAAAUCCAAUCGUCUGAAGAAGAUUAUGAUUCCGAAGAUUUUGAAGAUGUCACAGAUGAAAGUGAGGUAGCUGGAGUGGGGGACAUAUCGUUUGAAAUCAGACCUUCGAGUAGGAGCAGCAGUGCCACUAAAAAGAGCAGUCGCAACGUCUGCUCCAACGAUGAACGGAAAAGAAGAAAAUAUUUCCACAUGUUAUGUCUGGUUUGCCUGAUGGUUCACGGAUUUGUACGAAAUGAAUGGAUCAACAGUAAGCGCUUGUCUAGAAAACUAAGCAACUUAGUACCUGAGAAAGUAUUUGAGCUGUUGCAUCCCCAGAAGGAUGAUGAACUCCCGCUUAGAAGUACCAGGAAACUGUUAGAUGGGUUGAAGAAAUGUAUAGAACUGUGGCAAAAGCACUGGAAAAUCACUAAAAAAUAUAACGAUAUGGGGCUUUAUAUGAGAACGUGGGGGGAAGUUGAAACGGAUAACAAGAAUAAAAGAUACAAGGCAUUGACAAGACUGGAUUUUCUAAAGGCCGUGAUCAAAGGUCGUGGAGAUCCCGAUAUUUCACUGCAGGGUUUUGUUGCGAUGCUUAGGGCCUGUAACAUCAAUGUACGGCUUAUUAUGUCGUGUCAGCCUCCAGAUUUUACUAAUAUGAAGAUUGACACAUCUUUGGAUUGCAAUAGUACGUACCAAGAUAUGGUCAGAUAUCCAAUCUUCUGGUGUGAGGUAUGGGAUAAGUUUUCCAAAAAAUGGAUAACCAUUGACCCGGUAAACCUCAAGACCAUUGAACAAGUUAGAUUGCAUUCUAAGCUAGCGCCGAAAGGAGUCGCCUGUUGUGAAAGAAAUAUGCUGAGGUAUGUGAUUGGUUACGAUCGAAAGUACGGCUGUAGAGAUGUGACUCGUAGGUACGCUCAAUGGAUGAAUUCUAAAGUAAGAAAAAGAAGGAUUACUAAGGAUGAUUUUGGUGAGCAGUGGUAUAAGAAAGUAGUAACAGCUCUCCACCACAGGAAGAGAACCAAAAUUGAUGAUUAUGAAGACCAGUAUUUCUUCCAAAGAGAUGAAAGUGAAGGCAUACCAGAUUCGGUGCAGGAUUUGAAAAACCACCCGUACUUCGUUUUGGAACAGGAUAUCAAACAAACCCAAAUCGUAAAGGCGGGAUGCAAAGAGUGCGGGUAUUUAAAAGUGCAUGGGAAAGUUGGGAAAGUCUUGAAAGUAUACGCAAAAAGGGAUAUCAUGGAUUUAAAAAGCGCUAGGCAAUGGUACAUGGAAGGCCGGAUUCUGAAGACUGGCUGCAGAUGCAAAAAGGUGAUCAAGAGAAAUACUGGAAGGCUAAGAGGGGACGUAGAAAGGGAAGAUGAAAGGCUUUAUAGUUUGGAUGACACAAAUUUAUAUAAUCCACCAUUGGCAGGCAUAAAUGGUGAGAUCACUAAGAACACAUUUGGAAAUAUUGAAGUUUUUACACCGACAAUGAUCCCUGCUAACUGCUGCCUGAUUGAAAGUCCUGUCGCUAUCAAAGCUGCCAAGUUUUUAGGGACAGAGUUUGCGCCUGCUGUGACUUCUUUUAAGUUUGAGCGUGGCAGUACAGUUAAACCAGUUAUAAGUGGUAUUGUUGUUGCGAAAUGGCUGAGAGGGGCUAUUGAGGCUGCUAUUGAUGGAAUAGAGUAUGUUCAAGAGGAUGAUAACAGGAAAGAGCAUUUGCUUGAUGCUUUGGAAUGCUGGAAUACCCUGCUGUUGAAACUGCGUAUUCGUAGUAAACUGAAUUUCACGUAUGGCAAGAUAGGAGAAGAAGAACCUAGUGAUAUUAAGGAUCAAGAUGUCGAAGAUAAUGAUGAUAAUACAGAAGGAUUCAUGGGUGGCGGCUUCCUUCCAGGUGCAUUAAAUCAAGAAGCACAGGCAUAUAGCGAACCUUCUGACGCUGAGGAUAGUCUGGAAUACGUUCCCAUAAGUAAAGACGUUGAAAGUACUGCAGGUGAAGAGGUGGCAGACGAUUAUUCUGAUUUUAUGAAAGAACUAGAAAUGUCUGGAGAGUCAGAAUGA
Messenger RNA from Saccharomyces kudriavzevii IFO 1802, 2259 nucleotides. RefSeq names its product Rad4p (gene RAD4). Gene Ontology annotation, cellular component: nucleus; nucleotide-excision repair factor 2 complex; XPC complex. The record is from RefSeq and is a predicted model, not a curated record. The transcript has a single exon. NCBI's taxonomy places the organism in Eukaryota, Fungi, Ascomycota, Saccharomycetes, Saccharomycetales, Saccharomycetaceae. The coding region runs from base 1 to 2259 and encodes 752 amino acids. Gene Ontology annotation, biological process: nucleotide-excision repair; mismatch repair. Gene Ontology annotation, molecular function: damaged DNA binding; single-stranded DNA binding.